Messenger RNA from Adelges cooleyi (spruce gall adelgid), 898 nucleotides. RefSeq lists its product as uncharacterized. The record is from RefSeq and is a predicted model, not a curated record. The transcript is spliced from 5 exons. Lineage: Eukaryota; Metazoa; Arthropoda; Insecta; Hemiptera; Adelgidae. The coding region runs from base 91 to 861 and encodes 256 amino acids.
UCGACAUGCAUCAGUACUAUACACAACCUUAUUAUAAUCACACCUAGUUCAUUUUCUAAAACGUAAAUUUUGAUUUUAUAUUAAGUCACUAUGAAUUGUAAAUGUUUACUUAUUGCAUUUGGACUAUUUUUUACAAAAACACUUGCUGACAGCCUUUCGUCUGAAUUAAAACCACACGAGCUAGAUGACUAUGACGUGACAACAAUUUAUAAACUACGAGUCAACGGUUCCGUUAAAUGUUCGAGGCCGGAUAAAUUGUUGGAUGGUGUCGUUCUACCCUCGGAUUGUUAUUAUGUCGUAAUAAAUUCAAGAACAAAUAGUAUUGGUAUGCCAAUACACUAUAACGGAAGAGUGUUAAGUUUAAAAAAAAAUGAUCUUGAAUACAUAGUAGACGAGUAUUAUUCUAACGAUUUUUUGACAAAAAAUUACGUGGAAUACGAUAGUAAAAAUGUAGAUUUACGCCGAAUGGACAGAGGAUUUAGACCGAUUAAAGAAUAUCUUAAUGGCGGUGAACAAAGAAUACAUCCUGCAGGCGGUAUAAUCAUGAAUUCAUACUAUGAUACAUUAUUUUAUUUAAAAAUCAGUUGGACACCUUCUAAAACAAUUAAAGGAUGUAUAGCACUGACAUAUUAUAUAGAUGGCAAUGACCAAGAUGCAAACGUGAAAAUAUUUAAAAAAGACAAUAAUAUUCCAAUGGUGUCAUAUAAAAUCAAUACAUCGAGUGGUUUGAAUACAGUAGUACUACGUACAAAUGAUGUUUUUGUAAAAAAUAAAACGUAUAUUUUAAAUAUUACUAGUUCACCUACUCUUGUUUAUAAAAUAUUUGGAAUUAAAAGAAUAGCUCAAUGCAGUAGUAAGUAAAUGAUAAACCUACUUAAUAAAUUUGUACAAAAUUAAU